AGUGAACAGCUCAACAUGCACUUCAUUGAGCUUUCCUUCAUAGCUGGCCAAGUCCUCAUGGUGUCAGAUUUUCUUUUUACAGACGUCACAGAGAUGGUCUGUUGGGAUGGUGUAGAUGACAGCACCUUAACUACAGUCAUUGGACAGGGAGUGCAAAAAGAGAACGGUCAGGACAACAGAAAUACCCCUGAAGAUAAACCUGUCCAGCGCUCCAAAUCCUUCAGCUUCAAGACACCGAGGGAGGUGUGCUCGUCAUGUGAGAAGACUGUCUACCCCAUGGAGAGAUUGGUGGCUAACAACCUGAUAUUCCACUCGGCCUGUUUCUGCUGCAAACACUGCAACACCAAACUCAGCCUGGGCACAUUUGCUGCCCUUUCGGGGGAUUUCUACUGCAAGCCGCACUUCCAGCAGCUCUUCAAGAGCAAAGGCAACUAUGAUGAGGGCUUUGGCCGCAAGCAACACAAGGAGCUUUGGACCUCCAAGGAGGGAGAGAACAUAACUAAGACUGCGUAGCCACGCCUGUCUGUGUCCCAACCGCUCUCCCACGGGAAAGGCUAUACAGACACUCCUGACCUGCAAACCGACUUUUAUUUUCAGAAUUGUUAACGGUCAGGGUUAGUUUUAGAUUUUGGGUAGUUUUGCAGGUCAGCAGUAUCCUACUGGCAAUUCCCAUCUCAUCCCCAAAGCUGCCUCUUCUCCACCUCCAACUUGUCAUAAAGAGCACCAACGUGUCAUAAAGAGCACCAACGUGUCAUAAAGAGCACCAACGUGUCAUAAAGAGCACCAACGUGUCAUAAAGAGCACCAACGUGUCAUGAGGGGUGCAGUCAACACUCCUGUGCUCUUGCGCCACAUGGAAGACACACCCACGAUGACUGGCCAGUCGCCCCCUGUUGCUCGACAUUUUAUUUAAUGGAGCGUUUAUUCCUUUAAUUUGGUUUUAGUAUCAUUUUCAUUUUACAUUUGCUCUUUUGAAAUUGUUGAUUGUGACCAAACUGCUUAUUCACAAACCAGUGGUAUGUUUUUGCUGUCUUUUUGAGGACUACAUAUCAUUGUUUCUUGUUUAUUUUUCGGAUAAAUUUGCACCCUUUUGACGCAACAGGUGCAAGGGACCGUAUGCUCAGGUGAACAUAUGGUUAGAGAAGCUGGAGUUCACUCUCAGCUGUAGAGCAUACUCAGGUCAACCAUACUGAGCUAGGUUCAUUAGCAAGUUUGUAUUUUAUGACCUCCUUUUCAGUUCCAUAUCGUCAAUUAAAUCUAACACCAAUUUUAAAGACCAGUCCUCUGCAUUGCGGUAGCACCGGCAGAAGCCCAUUUGUGAGUUUGUCAGGGUUCACUUAUCUGAGAAACAAACACGGUACUGUCACACGUUCUCUCUCUGGGUACAUUUAGUUGAAUUCUGUCUCAUUGUUCAAAUGUUUUUUUUGCUCCUAUGAUCUGAAUGGCUGCUAGGUUUCAGUUCUGCAUGUUUGUCCUGUAUGAGUCUUAGCUGUACCUUUAGUCUGUACUGCCCUCCUGUGUUCUGGAUGACUUUUUAAAACUAAUCUGCUUCAUUGACUCUUAAUCUCACUUUACUGGUUUUAAAAUGCUCUCUUUGCUCUGUUAUUUGCUGGGUUUGACGGUCAUGCGAUAAGUUGCUCUCACUCGUAGAGGCUUUUUAGUCUUUAUUCUGAAUAUGAGAAGUAUCUCAUAGGUGUUGUACAUAGCUUGUGCUUAGUGAACAUAUCACACUAUACUGUGCACAUAUGACCAUGCAUGUUAACCAGACAAGUCAAUGUUUGAUUGACAGGGAACAUAGCCUAACAGGAAACCACAACUGUUAUGCUAAUAUCCCCUGCUGCUUCCUGUCCAUGCAGAGCUGCCUGUUCAUGUACUAAAUUGGGCUAAGUUGGUGUGUAAAACUAAGCGGGACUUUUGGAUCUUUCAAAACAACUGUGAACUCUGGUGGGGGAAGAAAUCCCUACGUCUGUGAUCUGCCAGUUGGGAAAGUCAGCUCUAGAAAGAGGCCCGAGUUCCUGACGCAGAAUUAUGAGUUGGAUGACUGUUUCGAAAAGAAAAUCCAUCUGUUUUUUUUCUUUGGGUUCCCUGUUGUCUUGAAUGCUCGAAAGUCUGAGAAUUCCGUGUUCUGAAUGUGGCAGAAAUUCACAUAUGACUGUGAUGUCCUGACGGGGCCACAAGUGAAAUCACAUAAUGUAAAAAAAUGUAUAUAUGAUCGUGCUUCUCCAGUGACAUCACAUCUGCGAACAUAAAUAUCUUCUUUUUUUUUAUAUAAAUGCCUCAUGGCUUUCUUGUCUCGACUGCAUCACGUGAGCAGAGGUGGUGGAUUUGUGAAGAUGGUUCACUUCAGGCCGUUUACCAUUAGAGGGGAAAAUUGUCAGUUUCAGUCUGCUGAACAGGGUGGAUCUCAUCGACACCAAUGUGAUAGAUAGCAGCUGGGUCUGGUCUACUUUAUUGACUAAUGUCAAUAAAGAGUGAGGGAGUGGGAUGUCUCGCUGCUGCUUCAUCUUUGAUUUUUGAGCACCAGGACUAAGUACUAUAUGAGGGGUGGGUGCUAACAGGGAAUGUUUGACCUGGGGCAUGUUCAGGGGAAUUCCUACGCAGUGAGUAAAGCCCAGGCCUACAGUGCUCUGAACCUCAGAGUAGCGCCUCCUGGUGGGAGAAGAGAGGUAGGAAAUGCUUGAGUCAGUUCAGCCAGUCCCAGUAAAGGCUUGAGAUAUUACAUAUCACACAAUUGUCAAACACAUUUGCCCCCAGUAAUUUCUUCUGUAUAGCUUUUACUCAUUGUUUAAGAUGUGGGACUGGCCUCGGGAUAAAACGGUGUGCUACAGGUAUUUUUAGGUUGAAAAGAUCGAAAGCAACACCUGCUUUGGCCAACAAACUCAAUAGACAAGAUUUUUUUUUUUUUCAUUCUUGCUUUAGAAUGAGACUAAAACCAUUGAAUUACAUCAUUUGGGAAGUAUUCAAUGCCACAACACUUGAAUGACUCAAUGUAUAUUGUGAUGGAAAGUUUACUGUGAAUUAUAGACUGGGUAGUUUGAGCCCUGAAUGCUGAUUGGCUGAAAGCUGUGGUUUAUCAGACCGCAUACCACGGUUAUGACAAAUCACUUAUUUUUACUGAUCUAAUUACAUUGGUAACCAGUUUAUAAUAGCAAUAUGGCGCCUUAGGGGUUUGUUAUGUUGGGCAUAUACCACACCUCUGGCUUCAUUGCUUAAUUAGAGCAUGCUGUGCAGAAUAGGAAAUAAAAUGUUACGUUUUGUAAAGUAAAGCCUUAGAAAUCAAUGGCAAAAACCAUGGCCUAACAUUAUUGCAUUUUCAAAACAAUUUUUAUUUGUAAUUUUUUUUUAGUGCACAUACCUUUCUCCCUGUUCCAGCCUAUUCCCCAGUGAAUGAAAAGAAUCCUUCUGCUUGUUUUCCACUUAGUCCCUGUGGUGGAUAUGAGUGGUUUCACUCAGCCAGAGGUUUACGUACCCACUCAUCCUCCACUCUCCUGAAUGCUUUUCAUUUGCUCAGUACAUUUCCUCAAGUUUGUAAAGUUAUCUAUUUGUUUUUAACAUUUUGUAACAGUCCUCGAGACCACCCAGAGUGCUUUGUAACCAAGAACAUCAUAUCAAAUAAAACUGUGUCCAUAUAUUCUGUAAUAUGUGAGGAGUGUGCCAAGGUACAAUGGCGUUAUCCUGUGAAUAAACUUUCGUUGUAUAUAUAGAGAGAAAAAAAGAGGUACACUUUUCCAUACUUGUACCAGGAGGCUCAGGUCUGAGAGCUGUGUGACUGUCUGUGUUCUGCAAGUCAUGUAGUUGUGUGCAAAAUUGGAUGUAGACUUAACAUUUAUUUUUCAAAGCAGGUGUCACUGUUGUCAAAAUGUAAAUGUAUGCAUUUAAAAACAAAACAUUCUGUAUAACUUAACCUGUGGAUGGUGACCUUGCAAGCAAAAGGACGUUUUAGCUCUUACUCGUCUUUCACCUCUACUCUCCUCUCCUUCUUUUGGAUUAUUACUCCAGUUAAAUUGUGUUGAUGAAGAACAUGAUUAUAAAUGUGAUUUGUCCCCCCACACAUCCACACAAUCAAAUGUAUUUGGUUUUAUUUUCUUUCAGUUUAUUUACAUUUUUUACAUGCUUUUGGAAAAAUAAAUGAAGAUGCUGAUGUU
Messenger RNA from Oncorhynchus tshawytscha (Chinook salmon), 4144 nucleotides. RefSeq names its product LIM domain containing 2 (gene limd2). Lineage: Eukaryota; Metazoa; Chordata; Actinopteri; Salmoniformes; Salmonidae. Bases 16 to 513 code for a protein of 165 amino acids. Gene Ontology annotation, biological process: actin filament bundle assembly. Gene Ontology annotation, molecular function: actin filament binding. The record is from RefSeq and is a predicted model, not a curated record. The transcript is spliced from 4 exons. Gene Ontology annotation, cellular component: plasma membrane; actin cytoskeleton.